AUGGAGUCCUGCUUCAGAUCUUCAUCGAAAGUCACGGCUUCAACCAUUUUGCUGUUUUUCUUGUGUUCUUGCUUCAAAUUUACUUCAACAGAUGCCUAUGAUGCACUCGAUCCCAACGGAAACAUCACGGUUAAGUGGGAUAUAAUCAAUUGGACCCCUGAUGGUUAUGUUGCCGUUGUGACCAUAUUCAACUUUCAACAUUACCGUCACAUUCAAGCUCCCGGUUGGACUCUCGGUUGGAAUUGGGCCAAAAAGGAGGUCAUUUGGGGCAUGAAGGGCGGUCAAACCACCGAACAAGGAGAUUGCUCAAGAUUCAAACAAAAUAUCCCACAUUGCUGUAAGGAAGAUCCAAUGGUCGUGGAUCUUUUGCCCGGAACUCCUUACGAUCAACAGGUCGCAAAUUGCUGCAAAGGAGGCGUGAUCGGUUCGUGGGCCCAAGAUCCCGCCAACUCAGCCAGCUCGUUCCAGCUCAGCGUUGGUGAUGCCGGGUCCUCGACUAAAACAGUUAGUUUGCCGAAGAAUUUCACCAUGAGAGUCCCGGGGCCCGGGUACACUUGUGGGCCCGCGAAAAUCGUGAAACCUUCCAAGUUCGUUUCGUUAGAUGGGAGACGAGCUGCACAGGCCAUGAUGACAUGGAAUGUUACGUGUACGUAUUCUCAGUUUUUGGCUCAAAAAGCCCCGACUUGCUGUGUUUCACUCUCGUCUUUCUAUAACGACACAAUUGUCCCUUGUCCGACAUGUGCUUGCGGAUGCCGAAAUUCCUCUGCUCAGCAUGAAAGCUGUGUGAAUCCAGAUUCUCCACAAAUUGCACGUCUAGUCCAGUGCACGUCUCACAUGUGCCCAAUUCGUGUUCAUUGGCACGUGAAGCUAAGCUACAAGGAAUAUUGGCGGGUGAAAGUCACCGUAACAAACUUCAACUACGGAACGAAUUAUACGCAGUGGAACUUAGUCGUUCAACACCCAAACUUUGAUAAUCUUACACAGAUAUUCAGCUUCAACUACAAGCCGCUAACUCCAUACCAAACCAUAAACGAUACUGCAUUGUUGUGGGGUGUGAAAUUCUACAAUGACUUGCUCAUGGAAGCUGGCCCUUUUGGCAACGUGCAGUCUGAGCUUCUAUUCCGAAAGGACAAAUCAAGAUUCACCUGGGUUCCCUGGAUCAAGAUGCGUGAGAUCAAGAGCUUCAAAUUUGUUCCAAAUAGUGCCACUCACAAUUCUUUCGCGAUCGAGAGGGAGCCGUCUCGGACGGGCGUCCCAAGAAUCACUAUCACGAAUCAAGAAGACACGAUAAUCGAGCAACUAAACAACGGCGUGCGUGCCUUGAUGCUCGACACGUACGAUUAUGAAGGAGAAGUAUGGCUUUGCCAUUCCUUCGGAGGCAAAUGCCACGAUUAUAUAGCUUUUGUACCUGCAAUCGAAACUUUAAAGGAAAUCGAGAAAUUCAUGAGGGCAAAUCCGUCAGAAAUCGUGACCUUAUUCUUGCAAGACUAUGUGGAGACAUCAAAACAAAGUGUUCAUAAAAUCGGGGCUCAUGAAGUAUUGGUUCCUGAUGUCGAAAAUGCCGCGGAACGGUCUAAUUGGCCGUCCGCACGAGAAAUGGCUUCAAAAAACCAAAGAUUGAUCGUCUUCACAUCCUCACAAUCCAAGGAAAAGAGCGAAGGAAUCGCCUACCAAUGGAACUAUGUGGUCGAGAACCUAUAUGGAGAUGAUGGGACGAUACCAAGAAUUUGUGUCAACCGGCAAGAAUCAUCCGAUCUCAAAGACAAAACUAAACAUUUGUUACUUGUGAACUAUUUCAAGCCAAUCCCUAGCAAAAAACUUGUGUGUGUUCAAAACUCGGAGGACCUCAUUACCAUGCUAAAAACGUGUCACAGUGCCGCCGGCCAAAGGUGGCCUAAUUUUGUGGCCGUUGAUUUUUACAAG
Messenger RNA from Striga asiatica, 1923 nucleotides. The record is from the annotation of a GenBank genome assembly. NCBI's taxonomy places the organism in Eukaryota, Viridiplantae, Streptophyta, Magnoliopsida, Lamiales, Orobanchaceae.